Molecule: messenger RNA, 531 nt
Organism: Pollicipes pollicipes
Lineage: Eukaryota; Metazoa; Arthropoda; Thecostraca; Pollicipedomorpha; Pollicipedidae
Exons: 3
Coding region: 23-463 (146 amino acids)
Source: RefSeq, a predicted model, not a curated record
CACUCGCACCGUCACCACGGAGAUGGAGCGCACCCGCUCCGGGUACGACGGCGCCGGCGCCGAGACGACCAGGGAAGACGGAGCGCCGAGGCCGCUGGUGCCGUCCGGACCGCAGGACGGCACGUACGCGGACGGCCCGCGGCGCCGUGACGUCAGCUCGAGGUCAGUUCAGGUCACCGAGCCGGCCGGCAGCGGGCCGGACGCGGAGCGGCCCCAGGUGGCGCACUCGCAGGACCAGCAGCAGCGCGCUACGCCCGGCGUGUACUACCCGCCGGACGACGCCGACUGCGAGACCAAGUUCAAGACUAAAGAAUCGCACAAGAACGGCAACACCAAGACGGGAUUCAAGGCAAAGGGCAAGUACAAAGCACAUGGAGGCUCCAAGCAGAAGGAAGCCAAGGGAGGCAAGACGAUCCCCAUUUGUCUCCCCCUGUGUGGCGGUGCGGCGUGCAGCAUUAUGUAGGGUGACAUCUAGUGGUGACAUUCAGAACUCGGCCGGGUGGUGCCAUCUGUUGAUUGAACUCGAACUAC